Messenger RNA from Oncorhynchus nerka (sockeye salmon), 1674 nucleotides. Its product is annotated as sperm microtubule associated protein 2-like. The record is from RefSeq and is a predicted model, not a curated record. Gene Ontology annotation, biological process: spermatogenesis. Lineage: Eukaryota; Metazoa; Chordata; Actinopteri; Salmoniformes; Salmonidae. Bases 465 to 1181 code for a protein of 238 amino acids. The transcript is spliced from 8 exons.
CCGAUUUCAGUACCAGAACGCAGAAUAACUAGCUAAUGAAUUUAUGAACGCACAACACCUGUUGAAUAUUACAGGUAUUAGGAAAAAAACGUUAUUAAAUUGUUGCCAGCAGCGCUGUUACAGUCACCAACUCUCUAGAUGACAUGAAAACAGCUUAACCUGCUCUGCUAGUGCGAGUUAAAUGGUUAGAGUGAGGUGUUCUCUCAUUUAUGUCUGGAAGUAACUAGCAAACUAGCCAACUUUAGCCAGUUAUCUUGGGUGCUCGACUGCCGUUGUGAGGUCAGAACGCUCGGAUCAACCCUACUCCUCGGCCAGAGCGUCAACUGUGCGCUUUGAAUUUACGAACGAACUAUCUGACAUUUCUCUAAAUUUACGAACGCACAGAGCGCACUCUGGCACUCCAGAGCGAAUUUCCGAACACACCCCAAGUUGAUCGCGAGGCAGCGGCAGCAGCUCGCGUAUCCAUGGCUACCCGGAUGGUGCAACUCGCUCAGCCCAAACCCAGCCUGCUCCGAUUCCCUGACCGACGGUCAGUCUACUGGCUAGAUGAACUCCCACCUGAAAGAAAUGGCUCCACCACCACGUUUGAGUUGACGCCCCACUGGUCCCAGCUGUGUGGCAGGAAGCGGCUUAAUUCUGGGUUCGAACAGAGCAGGUUAUCUCCCCAAUGGGAGGUCAGUGUAGCAGCUUUGAGUGCCUAUCCAUCCAAUAGAGUGUGUUCUCUGGCUUUGCCCCGCCUCCCCACCAUAGGCUGGGAACCUGACCGCCCGCUACUGGCCUCCCUGAGCAGAGUGGUGCAGACUGCAGUAGCCAGUCCUAGGGUCUGCCAGUUGGCCUGUCCCAAGCGGAGGCAGGGUCUCUAUUCGCCCCAUUCGUCCAAGACCUCACUGGCACCCCCCCACCAAGCUGCAACCUCCUCCCGACUACAGCUCCUCGCCCUCCCUAAGUCUGACCACCCCCAGUAUGCCCAGGACCGUCCAGUCAUCUGGCCAGUGCCUGGGCCAGUGAGGAAGGCAGUAGCCAGUGAGAGGGUGCAGGUUCUUUCACGGCCCAACCAGCGGAAGGCGCUGUUCCAAGGCUACAACCCGUACACGGUUACCCUAGCUGCACGCUCCGCUAGCGCCUCGCCGCGCCUACAGGAGCUUUGUCUGCCCCUGCCGCGGAAAUGCAAGGGCAAAUAGACGAAUGCAUCUCAUCUCACACCUCUACAGUACCUCCAGCCGCCUCUUCUUCAGAUACUCUGUCUCCUGUACAGCAUGUCUAUGUCCCUGAUCACCACUGCUUCAUAAUAAAGACCCUCUAUGAUCUCAUUGAGACAUGUUGCUGGGUCUUUGUUCUGGUCCAACGGGACCACUGGCUUUAGAAGGUGGAUUGUUUAGUGCUGCGACGUUCAACAGCGUGCUGAUCAUUCAACUGAACUGAAGUGACUUUUACGAUCACCAAAGGGGAGUUACAACGCACAGUACAUACAUAAAGCGAAAACCACCUGAAUGUAAAAGUGUACCUUAUAUAUUUUACUGUGUAAUUGUAGUAUGUGACAGAUGAAGGAAACCUGAAAAAGGAUGUAAUAUCUUUAAUGAAUAUUCCCUCUCCUGUUAACCCUCUACUGCGCAUACAGUUGAAGUCGGAAGUUUACAUACACUUAGGUUGGAGUCAUUAAAACUUGUUUUUCAA